GUGAGCUCUUUUUUUUUCUUCUUCCUUUUCGUCCUUCUUCUGUCCCUCGUCUUCAUAUUUUCGAUCUUUUAUAGAAUUGCAGUGGUAACAUGUCGUCCGAAGAGCAUCCAGUCGAAGAACAGCAUCUAGAAAACUGGGCGGAAACCGCGACACUCAGAGCCCACGAUGCAGGCGAUAAACUAAACCACAAACUGCAAACGUUUUCAGACGACACUAGCCACACCUAUUAUUCUGUAAAGAAUCAAAUGAUGCGCUUGUGGGAUUUGUUUCAACGCAUCUGGCAACAGUACUCAAGUUUCCGCAUUGGUGGCUACCUCUUUGUCGCUCUCAUUAGUGUUCCCCUGUUGGUUUUCCUUACAUUUGCCGGUGGGUCCUUGGUGACAUUGACGAUGAUUGCGGGUACGUUUGCCACCACGAUUCAACUGGGGGUCCUUGCCAUGUGCGGCGCGGUUCUACUGCCGGUUGUUGGUGCGGCUCUGUUGGCCAGUUUCUUGGCAUCGUCAUCCUACUUUGGGGCCACCACUAUGGUUCGACUUAGUACUCCCAUCGGCUACAAGGUGGUCCAAUUUGUGCCCGGUCUGAGACGUCGAGCUUCUCAGGACAUGAAUGCUAUCCGUACAGGAGUACAAAAGGCCGAAGACCAGAAGCAUCCAGAUGGUGCCAUGAACGGUCACGACUGAUUUCGUGCUUAUCCCUGUUCAGAUUAAACAUUUCCUAAAAAAAUAAAAAUCAAUUGGAACAAAAGCACAUUGCGACGUGCUUGUAUCAAC
This is a messenger RNA of Radiomyces spectabilis, 770 nucleotides long. RefSeq lists its product as uncharacterized. NCBI's taxonomy places the organism in Eukaryota, Fungi, Mucoromycota, Mucoromycetes, Mucorales, Radiomycetaceae. The transcript has a single exon. The coding region runs from base 90 to 680 and encodes 196 amino acids. The record is from RefSeq and is a predicted model, not a curated record.